Messenger RNA from Anarrhichthys ocellatus (wolf-eel), 5240 nucleotides. Its product is annotated as solute carrier family 12 member 9-like. The coding region runs from base 1468 to 4296 and encodes 942 amino acids. Lineage: Eukaryota; Metazoa; Chordata; Actinopteri; Perciformes; Anarhichadidae. Gene Ontology annotation, biological process: cell volume homeostasis; chloride ion homeostasis; chloride transmembrane transport. Gene Ontology annotation, cellular component: membrane. The transcript is spliced from 14 exons. The record is from RefSeq and is a predicted model, not a curated record. Gene Ontology annotation, molecular function: potassium:chloride symporter activity.
CACAUGUCGAGGCUAUAGUUGCCAUAAAUCAUCUGCAAAGUUUCUGGACGUCUCGGAUACUUAGAACGAUUUAAAUAUCGGUUAUUCAAAGUAGAGACGCUCCCGUAUGCGCAUCAAUGUAGACAAGGAAAUGCUUUUAAAAAGCCGAAUCUGUGAAACGUUAUUGUCUGGUUUGCCUUUUGACCUGUAAACCACCAAAUCAAAGCUAACCAGGCUCAGUCUGUCUUCCUCACCACUCGCACACAAACACGGCCAAGGAAAACUAAUCAGUGUGUCGAUGAAUGUUCACACAAACUGAGUGAAAACGUGUUGAUGGGCUUCUCUCUCACUGGUUUGCAUCGGAUUCAGAGGCAUUAUCAGUUUCCUGCGGUGUGGAAAUAUCCUGCUCUCACAUACAUCUGUGGCUUUCUGGAGUAUCCGUGCCCGAGAGUGAUGAUGUUAUGUUGUGUGAGCCCCAAGCCUUCCUUCCUCAGGACGAGAAGAAUAUAGCGAUGCAUACUUUCCCAGUGAGACACAGUGCAAGAGGUCCUGUGAUCUUUGUUUUUACAUAAUAUCCUAAAGUUAAUUUGAGGGAAUUCUGCCAAUAAUCAGUUUUUAUAAGUGUUCAUAUCAGUAAAUAAUGACAUUUUGAAAAUCUGCGUUGGGUGUUACGUCACCCGCCCUUGUUGGUUAAAUUUCUAGUCUCUUCUUUCGUUGCAUAUUAACUGAAUUAAAACAAAUCAAAGUUACUUAAGAAUGAGGCAGACUGAAAAAGUGUUGCAUUUCUAGUAUGAAUUUAGUGAGCAAAUUACAUUUAUUUUCAAUGCACUUUUAGAUAGUAUCUGUUUACAUUUUUAUUUUUUAUUUGCUGUAGAUGUGUAUUUUAUGUGUAGGUAUUUUUGUGAAUUUCUGUAAGUCGCUGACGUUUUUACAACACGAUAUAUUGAUGUGAAUGCUGUUUAUAAAAAACCUUGCAAUAAACUCAGAUUUCCUACUGCCACAUUUAUUUUAUUUUAUUGAAUACAUAUAUAUUUUUUUUCUUUCUUUUUUUCUUCUUUUAUUUAUUUGUUUUUUUUGGUUUAACGUUAGUUAGUGAUUAACGUAUAUAUUUUUUUACCACUUAUUUGCUAGUGUUUUCAUCAGACAACAACAAAGUAGCAGGUGUAUUAAUUAGGGAGAAGCUGUAACUGAUUGGAUGAGCCCAAUGCAAGCGACUACGUCAUUUGUUUUAUUAGCAAACACUCAUUAACGACAGAAGGUGAUGAACCGUGCUCGGUAAGUGAGCCGUGCGAAAGCUAAUGGCGGCUUCUCCACUGGCUAAACUUUGAUUCGGGUGUUCGCAGGAGUCUCCGUAGACACAGAUAAAGAACGGUUCCUUGCGAUAACGAAACACGUUUGGCGUUUAAUUACGCACGUGCGGUUGAAACCUUUCAGGUGACGCCACCGAGCCGUUUCACCGUUAAUUAAGUUCCCACUAACUUGACCGCCAUGGCAGAAAAAACUCCUCUUCUACAUUACCGACUCACCAGCAGCGAUAGUCCGCCUACGAACGAUGAGUCCACGCACAGCGGGGCCAAGGAGGGCAGAGACGGCCGACGGUCCAGGGACACCACGGCCCGGAAGCUCGGGGUGGUGUUUGGCGUGGUCACACCUACUGUACUGGCCAUGUUCAGCGUGGUUGUGUUUCUGCGGAUUGGAUUCGUGGUGGGUCAAGCGGGGCUCUACCAGUCCAUCGCCAUGUUCCUAGUGGCCUACUUUAUCAUCACCAUGACCGUGCUGUCCAUCUGUGCCAUCUCCACCAACGGGGCUCUGGACGCUGGAGGGGCCUACUACAUGAUCAGCCGAGCCCUGGGUCCAGAGUUUGGCGGCAGCAUUGGGAUCAUGUUUUUCUUUGCCAAUGUGUGCGGCAGUGCUCUCUAUGUUUUAGGUCUGGUCGAGGCUGUCAUGUCUACCUUUGGCAUCCCAGAGGAGGGUGCUGCAGCUGUUGCAGGUCCUCAUCAGGUGCUGCCCUCUGGAUACUGGUGGUCUCUGCUGUAUGGCACUGUGUUGCUCUUCCUGUGUUUCAUUGUCUGCUUGGUCGGUACCCACAUCUACGCAAAAGCCACCUUUAUUAUCGUCAUCAUAGUCACAGUCAUUUUGGCCAUCGUCUUCAUCAACUUUUUCGUUGUGGGGCCCUUUGUGGUGGUUCUGCCAGAAAGUUCUGGUCUCAACCGUACCAGCAGGAGCACCGCCAAUUACACUGGCUUCCGCCUCCACACCUUGAAGGGCAACGUAUUGCCCGAUUACACAGUGGACUACACCACUGGUGCCACCAUGAGUUUUGCCACAGUGUUCGCUGUCAUGUUCAAUGGCUGCACUGGGAUCAUGGCAGGCUCCAACAUGUCUGGCGACCUGAAAAACCCCAGCUAUUCCAUCCCAAGAGGAACGCUUGCAGCUGUUCUGACAACUUUCAUCACAUACAACCUGCUUAGUCUGCUGGCUGCGUGGUCCUGUGACCGUCACCUCCUCCAAAAAGACUACAGUUUCCUGGGAGACAUCAAUAUAUGGCCGCCCCUAGUGACGAUUGGGAUUUACUCGUCCGCCAUGUCUGCUGCCAUGAGUAACCUGAUAGGAGCCUCCAGGAUCCUGUACGCCCUGUCAAAGGACUGCCUGUUUGGUGGUGUGCUGGCUCUGGCGAAGAAAACGUCUCUGAGUGGGAACCCCUGGGCCUCGGUGCUUGCCUCUUGGCUGCUGGUACAGGUGGUGCUGUUCGCUGGUAAAUUGAACACCAUUGCUAGUAUUGUAACCAUCUUCUUCCUGUUGGUCUAUGCUGCUGUGAACCUGGCCUGUUUGGCUCUCGAAUGGGCUUCUGCACCAAACUUCAGGCCCUCAUUCCGCUGCUUCACAUGGCAUACCUGUUGUCUGGGCAUCGUUGGUUGCCUGGUCAUGAUGUUCCUGAUCAAUGCCAUUUAUGCGUUUGCCAGCAUUGCCUUCAUGCUGCUGCUGUUGCUGCUUAUCCACCACCUCGGUCCCAUCAGCAACUGGGGCUACAUCAGUCAGGCUCUCAUCUUCCACCAGGUGCGCAAGUACCUGUUGAUGUUGGAUGUGCGUAAGGACCACGUGAAGUUCUGGAGGCCCCAGCUGCUGCUGAUGGUGGCAAACCCUCGCAGCUGUACAAACCUCAUGACUCUCAUCAAUGACCUGAAGAAGAGUGGCCUGCUAGUACUGGGACAUGUGAAGCUGGGUUUGCUGGAUGGGCUGCCCUCUGAUCCUCUGCCGAGCUGUUACGACUCGUGGCUUUCUCUAGUGGACCAUCUAAACAUCAAGGCAUUUGUCAACCUUACCCUGUCAGACUCAGUCAGACACGGAGUUCAGAACCUGCUUUUCAUCACAGGCUUUGGCGGAAUGAGGCCAAACACUCUCGUCUUGGGAUUCUAUGAUGACUGCACCCCUCAAGACGAGCUCCAGGGUAAAAUCCUCCUGUCUGCAGGACAUGGCUUGGAUACAGGCUCUCCGUCCAUAGACCCCCGAGAGCAAUGGUCUCCCUUCUUCCCUAAUGUGCGCUAUCCUGAGGAACUCAAAGACCUUCCGGAAGAUGAAUAUGUGUCGGUGAUUGCUGACGCUGUAAAAAUGGGGAAGAAUGUGACACUGGCUCGUUACUUCAACCAGUUCAACCGCGAGGAGGUCUUGGAGUCGGGCAGAAAGAUUGGGGGCCACAGAAGCACAACGGGACCAUUUGUUGACGUGUGGCCUCUGAAUCUGCUUCGACCAGACAGCCGCGGAUACGUCGACACAUGCUCACUGUUCCUUAUGCAGCUGGCCUGCGUGCUCCAAGAAUCCCGUGCCUGGAGCCAGGCAAGACUCCGCCUCUUCCUGUGUGUGGAGGCUGGUUGCAGUCUGAAGGAAAAGGAGGUCGAGAAUAAGCUCCGGGUGUUGCUGAACAAUCUAAGGAUUUCAGCUCGGGUGCAGAUGGUGGCAUGGGACCAGGUGGUGGCGCUGCACUGGCAGAGACGAGGAGGAGAGAGCUGGAAUCUGGUGGAGUCUGCGCAGAAUGAUGAGAGGAGGGAGAGACGAGAGGAAGCGGAGCAGGAAGAUGCUAUCCAAAUGUUCCCCAACAAUGAUGCUCUGCUGACGGAUGAGUAUAUCUGCGCUGUCAACCAUCUGAUUCGCACACACGGUGCCCCUCAGCCUGCUGUGCGCUUCCUGUAUUUGCCCCGCCCACCAGCAGACACCAGCCGUUAUCGGGCUUACUUGCACCAGGUUGACGUGUUGAGUCGAGACCUGGGCCCAACAUUGCUCGUUCACGGCGUCACUCCUGUGGUCACUACUGACCUCUAACAUUUGACUCUGAAUCCAUCAACAACCCUGAUCUGGUAUGGUUGGUCUAUGGGAUUGUGCCACUUGUAAUACAUUUUUUUUGACCUGUAAUUUAAACUAUCAACCACAACAUAAGACCUGACCGAACCAGUUUUAUACUUGAGUCAUCCCCAGACUGUGCAUUUAUACAGUUUGUCUCCCUUAUGUUAUAAAGACCUUUAGGCGAAAUGGAUUUGAUGACCUCAAGUUUACUUCAGUUGGAUAUUGAAAAUGACAUGUUGUUUUAAGCUGUUUAGUCAUCACUUGGAGGUGGGGCCACAGUGGUAUACAAAUGUAGGAUUUGCACAUUGUUGGGUGAAAAGAGGAAAAGUCCUUGCAACUCACUUGUAGAUUAAAUCAGUUUGUAUUUUGCCACACGGAAAGCACUUGAACAUUUUUGUACAUGUAAAUCGAAAAAUGAAUUAAAUUGUUAUCUUACAUCACAUUUCUUUCCUACAACUUAUUUAUAAAUGAGAAGAGAGAUUUACUGCAAAUUAAUAACUAUCGGUUAGUAGUAGGUAUUGUCCAAUUUAGUCUAUUUCGAACACCGCUGAGGUACAGAGUCCUGGCUGUUGAAUGCCUGCAGAGGGCGAUGUAUGCCCAGUGUCUUGGCAGUGUUGAUGUGCUGUACAAAGUCUGCCUCUACUAGGCUGUUGGUGUACUGCAGUAAUGGUGUCAAUGCCAGAUUAUAAAUAUGAAUCUGUACUUUAAACACAUGUAAGUUAAUCAGAUGUUUGACAUGUUUUCUGCAUCUCAAGCUAGCACCCUAACCAUCAGACUCCGACCAGUACUGGUUGACCUGUUGCUGACGGGCUCUCAUGCUGGACUAAUAAAAUAUUUUUUUGUCAGAAUUAAAACAUGUUUGGAAGAUGGUUAGAGGCAAUUGUUGCACAUGAGUUUGUGUUGUAAAUGGGGCUAAAUUAAUU